Molecule: messenger RNA, 2476 nt
Organism: Scomber japonicus (chub mackerel)
Lineage: Eukaryota; Metazoa; Chordata; Actinopteri; Scombriformes; Scombridae
Exons: 13
Coding region: 106-2283 (725 amino acids)
Source: RefSeq, a predicted model, not a curated record
AUUGUUUUCUGAGUGUAGCUGAUAGCCAUACAGUACAAAUAGUAUAAACCACACACGCACACGUUAAUUUGCCAGUUUUGUACGGUAGGAGUAAAAUAUUCAACGAUGGACAACUUCGAGACACCGUACGAAGAUGAAGCCUCGACUGAGUUUAUUGAAUGUGCGGUCUGCGAAAAAUCCAUAAGAGGUGAUACCUUGUACAAGAUACACUUGACUACACCAGGACAUAUAAAGAAAGAGGAUGCCUUUGUUGCUGCGGGGCUUGGUGUUAGACAACACACUGUACCAGAAUUUGAGGACAUAUUACAAUAUCUGGAAUACCUAAAGCUUGAUGAACCUAUUAUUGGUUUGAAGUUUUUGGAUGAAGUGCCAGAUAACGCUGUUGACCAAAACAUUGGACCCAGAUACACAUGUAGGCUAUGUAAUGUGACUACAAAUCUUCCAGAAAUGGUCCAUCAUGUGAUAGGACGCAAACACAGGCAGAAAUACAUGGAAUUGAAACGGCCAGAUUUGGUGACCUGGGAUAAGCAAUCCAUAAUGACCCAAGGAGGAAAGAUCAUACGUGCCAGAGCAGAGAUAAUAGAGAGACAGGAUGGAAGAGGAUCUCCAACGCCAAUGAAGAAAGCGGGGACUAUGGGCAAAUUAAACAUCUCUAAAGUUCUCCCAAGGCCGAGGCAAAAUAGGGAUCGAAAUAUCCCACAGAGUAUGACCCAACCUCCAGGACCCAUGAACUAUCAAGAAGAGUUCUCUCAUCGAGAGAGGAGGUUUUCCCCAGGUUUCCAAAAUACAGCCCCAUUCCAUCCAGACGACCCUUACACUUUGAACACAGACUGCACAGAAGAGGAACUGCAGAGAGCAGAUUACAGAGAAAGCAAUAUGUACAGACGAGAGAAUAUGGACAGUGAUUAUCGUAGGGAGUAUGAAGAUGAGUAUGUUGAAGAUCCACUAACAGCUGCACUCAAGCCAAGUGGUGUUCACAAUUAUGAUUCAAGGGAGGAGAUGCACCAUGGCCCAGAGUAUUACCCCGAAGGGGCUCCUCCUUUCAGAAGGCCAUAUCCAGAAAAAGAUCAGUUGAAGGAGUUCUACACUGAGGAAGUGAGGCGUGGGAGAUAUCAAUCUGCUGAGUAUCAGCCCUCAAAGCCGGUGUAUCCAGAAGACAAUAAACGCCAGUGGUCUCUGGACAGGGAAUCUGGUAGACAUGAAAGCAGGAAUAGAGCAGGAAGGCAGGGAUCUAGUGAAUCAGAGGCCAAGAGGAGGAGCUUUCCUGCACUCAUGGAAGGUGACCAGACACAUUUUAUUAGAGAUUAUGGGCAUAAAGUAAGAGAACCUUAUGAAGAGGAGCCAUUUUCCAAUGCUGGGCCUAGCAGAACAGGACCCUUCCAGAGACCAAUGGAAGUUACCAGGUCCACAUCUGACAUCCCAGAGCCAUUUAGGAACUUCCUGAAAGGGACUGUUGGUGAUGAAGGACACUGUAAAAGAAAAAGAAAGAGUCGCUUCUCUGAUGCCACUGCAGAGGAACUGGAGAAUGCUAACGAGAUGUUCCGUGAUGACUAUAGACCUCCAAAUCCAAAGUUUGGCGGUCAUUCUAGAUCAGGUGGUGUACUUUUUGAACCUGAAGUCCAUAGAACACAACAUCCUGACCUCUACACAGAAUCUCAGAACCCAUAUGAUACUGACAGCUACCAAAGAGCAGGCCCUGACUCGGGAAGGGUCCUUGAUAUGCUGAACAACAUUGAAAUUGAGAAUGCAGAAGAGGCAGAGUUCCUUAAGGACAAACUUUGCACUCUUCUGAAAGAAUUCAAGGCCAAAAAAUCUGAGAAGACUGUGCAAAAUAGCCACGGUCGUGGAGGCAUGCCACGACAUCAGUAUGAGAGAUCCUUCAGAGGAGAUUCGGACAUCAGACAGUCAGAAGAUCACAGAAGAAGAGGCCGGGAGCAGCACCAGCACAAUCCUGAUGAGCGGCACCAAGAAUACGACCAUCCUGUACGCGAGGAACCCAGACACUCAAACAGACGGCGCUAUGAAGAAGUUUUUGGGAUGUCUGAGAUGUAUCCGACACCACAUGCUACGCAUCCUGAUGAGCCAGCACAUCAUCCUGAAAGGUUUCAAGAUCACAUGCAGCAUCGUGACUACCGCCCUGCCGCUGAGGAGUUUUUUGAAUCCCACUCCUCUGCACCUCCCCUCCACAUGGAGCGAGGGCCCAGGAUGCACAGAGGGCCUCAGUACUCCAACAGCCUGGACAAAAUAACCUCCACCCUCCUGGAACUGGUGGCCAGGAAAUAAUCAUGAGAUUUUCAUGUUCUGUACAGUCAAGUUCAAGCCUUAAAUGUUCACACUUUUAAUACAAUAUUGGGUUUGAAAACACAAUUUGAUGUUAAAUUUCCUUCUCAUUGUUUAUUUUUUAGAUUAGUUGCUGUAGAUAUUUGUGAAGAACUGAAUUCUUAAAAAUGUGUUUUUAUUAAAACAUCAAAAAAUG